UUUAGGAGAAGUGAAAAUCAGCUCAUCUGUAGUUCAGCAGAAAGGAGAAUCUCCCACGUAGGUGAAUCCCCCGACACGUCAGAAUGGAGCGCUGGGCCGUCCCCUGACCUGUCUUCGUCUGUAUAAACGUGGCUGCAGAUGGAGUCCGGACGGCAGAGGCGACAAGCUGAACUCACCUGAGAUUUUCACCUGCUGCUCAGAGCAAAACAACAAAACCACGCGACUCAGGAUGGCUCGUCUCACUCUGUCUCUGCUGGUUCUGGCGCUGGCCGUGGUCGCAGUCACCGAAGGUCUGCGUGGAGUCGGCCCGAAGAAAUGCUGCUUUCGUUUCAUCGACAAGGUGGUGUCUAAAGAGAGAGUGGUGGACUACACCAAGACCAGCCAGCGCUGCCCCAAAUCUGCCAUCUUGCUGGAGACGGUUGCAGGCCGUGAGAUGUGUGUCAGACCUUCUCUGCCCUGGGUGAAGGACCUCAUCAGCUACCUGGAUGCCAAAAACACUCCAGGAGAAAGCUCUCACCUGUAAUCACAUCAGCGGUCUGCAGGGAUGUGCUCGUGUGUUUUAAUGAUGCAAAGUUUUCUAAAUACAACCAAAAGCAGCUGUUUUCUACAUAUUUACCAAAUAUUCUAACAUUUUAUGGAACAUUUCCAGCAUGAGAUGGGUUAGGGUUAGGGUAUCUAUUAUUGUUUUUAUCCUAAAGGCUAAAUGAAGGACUUUUUAUGUUUAAUGAGAGAUUAUUUUAAUUUAACACUUAAAUUCUGACCAUAAACACUGUGAACCUUCGGAUGUGUGUGUUGUAAAAGGGAUUUGAUAUAAGCUACUAUCUAUUGCAUAUUACUGUGCAAAAGGUUUAUUAUCUUUAUUUUUUACAUUUUAUUUAAUAGAAUUGCUUGUGUCACAAGCGUCUGUCGACUCUGAGGUGUUCAGUUAAGAAUUGCAUUUUAAAAAACUUUCUUUGUUUGCUUGUGAACGCUUUCAAGUAAAUCAAGGAAAAGAUUCAAAGUA
Messenger RNA from Nothobranchius furzeri (turquoise killifish), 1003 nucleotides. It is a transcript of the gene ccl35.1, whose product is annotated as chemokine (C-C motif) ligand 35, duplicate 1. Gene Ontology annotation, molecular function: chemokine activity. The record is from RefSeq and is a predicted model, not a curated record. Gene Ontology annotation, cellular component: extracellular region. Lineage: Eukaryota; Metazoa; Chordata; Actinopteri; Cyprinodontiformes; Nothobranchiidae. Gene Ontology annotation, biological process: immune response.